Messenger RNA from Rhodotorula graminis WP1, 1161 nucleotides. RefSeq lists its product as uncharacterized. The transcript has 9 exons. The record is from RefSeq and is a predicted model, not a curated record. The coding region runs from base 1 to 1161 and encodes 386 amino acids. NCBI's taxonomy places the organism in Eukaryota, Fungi, Basidiomycota, Microbotryomycetes, Sporidiobolales, Sporidiobolaceae.
AUGCUUGUGUUCCACACGCCGCUGUCGGUGUUGCACGACCCGCCGCACGAGAUCCUCUCUGGCUGUGUCCAGCCCUACUUCGAGUCGCCCGAGCGCUACCGCCGCAUCCUCGCCGCCCUCGUCCACCCUGGCUCCACCUUCGAGGAACGCUGCCUCGACUGGACCCGAGACGACGUCCUCACGCCCGAGCUCGACAGCGCCGUGCUCUCAGUGCACGACGGCGGCUACCUCGACUUUCUCGCUUCAAUCUACUCCGAGUGGACAGCCGAGGGCGGGUCGAGGGACGCUGCCCUGCCAGAGACAUUCUUGCGCGCCGACAUGCUCCUCGAGCCGAGCGACGGCACCGAGGUUCAGGGGAGCGCCAUUGCCCGCAUCGGGCGGCACUCGUUCGACCUCUCAUCGCCCGUCACGGCCGACACCUACAUCUGCGCUCUAGCGUCAACACGCGUCGCGCUCACGGCGCUCUCGGCUUUGCUCGACCCUUUAUCGACCGCCCAAGGCGUCUUUGCGCUCUGCCGUCCACCAGGCCAUCACGCGACGCCGACGCUCUGCGGCGGGUACUGCUUCGUCAACACGGCGGCGGUCGCGGCGCGCGAGGCGCAGCGCGUCCUGCUCGGCGCCGGGGCGCGAGGCGACGGCGAGCCCAAGCCGCGCAUCGCCGUGCUCGACGUCGACUACCACCACGGCAACGGGACGAGCCAGGUCUUUUACGACCCGACGGUCUUGUACGUCUCGCUGCACGGCUCGCCCGACUAUCCCUGGUACACGGGCGCGGCGAGCGAGCGCGGCGCGCCGGGCACGGACGCCGAGGGCGCCAACGUCAACGAGCCGCUGCCGCUCGGGACGGACGACGAGGCGUACGUCGAGGCGCUCGAGGGCGCUUUUGGGCGCGUGAGCGAGUGGGGCGCCGAGGUGCUCGUCGUGUCGCUCGGCGUCGACACGUUCGUCGACGACCCGCUGACCGACUUUCGCCUGUCGCUCGCGGCGUACCCUCGCAUCGGUCAGGCGAUUGCGACGGUCGGGCUCAGGACGCUGUUUGUCGUCUUGGAGGGCGGCUACGCGCUCGACUCGGUCGGGGCGUGCGUCCGAGGGGUGCUCGAGGGGUUCGAGCGCGCGAGCGGCGGCGGCGGCGGCGGCGGCGCUUUCGAGGGACGCGAGUAG